AUGCCUGUGAAGCGGGGGCUCGUCACCCCGCACGAGGUGCGCCCGCGCUUCGACGAGGAGCUGGUGGCGAAGAAGGUGCUGGAGCUGGUGUGCAAGUUUAUUCCCUUGAAGGCGGAUCGGGCGUUGCCGGGAGUGCUGGAGAAGACGAUGAGGAGCUGCUAUUGGAGCUGCGUACCCCAGGUUCCACAGGUCUUCCGGCCCGUGAUGAAGUUGUCUCAAGGCCCUCCGGUGAUGGUUCCCGUUCCGGUGGGGUCUCCCCAGCCUUCCCGCACCCCGUCGCCGCUGCCGAAGCAGCCCCCCCAGCCCUCGACUCCGCCAGUGAAGCCACAGCCGUCGAGCCCGCCCAAUGUGUCCCCGUGCUCCACGCCGCCGCUGCAGCCACAGCCCCAGCCCAACCAACAGCCGCAGCAGAGAGGCCAAUCGCCCACGCGUAUGCCGCACAGCGCCUCUUGCUCCGGGCCGAUGAUGCCAGUCUAUGCCGCAGGCCCCAUGACUGGGCCCUUGCCUAGCGGCCCGCUGCCCAGCGGCCCGCUGCCCAGCGGCCCCUUGCCCAGUGGUCUGCUUCCAAACGCCAAAGCUGGCAUGCCCGGAGUUCCCCAGAUGUUGACGGCAUCACCCAGCGCCCAGCAGCUGCCUGUCUAUGCCCUGCCCAAACAGCCACCGGUACAGGCGCAGGCACAACCGGCGCCGCAACCGCAGGCAGGGCCAGCGACUCAGGGAAGGACAGAGGACGAUGUGGUGCACCUGACAUCACGGUCAUCGUCCAUUAGUAUGGAGGAGGCACAGCAACUGGGGUACAAUGCCCGAAUAGAAAUCGCUGCAAUGGACAACAAGGAGCUCGAGAAAGAAUGGGAGAAGCGGAGGGUGGACAAGAGCCUCCAGGAGAUGAGGUCCUUUGACGACUCCUUCGAUUUUGCGGAUUUUGCGGACAUCCGCAACGCCGACGGCUCAAUUGGCGUCCAAAUGGGACCCGGAGAGCGGCGUGUGAUGUUGUAA
Effrenium voratum is the source of this 996-nucleotide messenger RNA. NCBI's taxonomy places the organism in Eukaryota, Dinophyceae, Suessiales, Symbiodiniaceae. The record is from the annotation of a GenBank genome assembly.